Messenger RNA from Salvia hispanica, 522 nucleotides. The record is from RefSeq and is a predicted model, not a curated record. NCBI's taxonomy places the organism in Eukaryota, Viridiplantae, Streptophyta, Magnoliopsida, Lamiales, Lamiaceae.
AUGUCAAAUGGUUCUCUCAACAGGUACAUAUCCGAAGGAGAAAAGGCAGUUUCCUUGGAUUGGGGAAUGAAAUCCAAACUCAUAGUUGGAGUUGCUCGAAGUAUCGAGUAUUUGCAUGGUGGUUGUGAUAUGAAGAUCUUACAUUUUGAUAUUAAACCUCAUAAUAUACUUGUUAAUGAAAAUUUCGUCCCCAAAAUCUCCGAUUUCGGGUUGGCAAAACUAUACCCCACAGACAAAGAGAGUGUGACGUUGACCACUGCUAGAAGCACCAUAGGCUUUGUAGCUCCUGAAAUCAUCGACACAAGCAUUGGCCGAGUGUCUCACAAGGCUGAUGUUUAUAGUUUUGGGAUAUUGUUGAUGGAGAUAGCUGGCGGGAUUGCAAAUUUCAAGGCAGGGAUCAAUAAUGUUGAUGAUGAAAAUGAGAUUGGAAAGAUUCAAGAGAAGAUGGCGAUAGUUGGGUUGUGGUGCACACGAACAAAUCCCGAUGAACACCCAACAAUGAGUAAAGUGUUGGAGAUGUAG